AUGCUCGCACAUGUUCCCGCCUUCUUCAAGCAUGCUGCAGCAUCUUUCGUUUCCAUUUGCCAUGCACUCACUGACUCCCUCUUGCUGUCGCCUGCAGGUUCUUUUGACCAAUUCAACGCCAAGGCCCUUAUGCUUGUGGGCGCCAGCAGCAGAGGAGCAGCGGAGAAGAGGAGCGGAGGAGAAGAGGAGCAGAGGAGAGGAGCAGGAGAGAAGAGAAGCAGAGGAGAAGAGGAGCACCUUCAAACACUUGGAUUGGAAGGUUGCAAGUAUCACCCCAGCCCUCCACGGUCCACAAGAGCCCCCCCCCCCCCCCCGGUUCAGGUUCAGGUUCAGGUGCCCCUGAGGCCCACCUCCUCUGCGCACCUGCUCGUCCACCUGCUCCCAUCUGGCAGCGGCAGCACCUGUGAGCGGCUGGUGGGGCUGGAGGCCGCGCCCCUGCUCGCCCACCUGUGA
Closterium sp. Naga37s-1 is the source of this 453-nucleotide messenger RNA. The record is from the annotation of a GenBank genome assembly. Lineage: Eukaryota; Viridiplantae; Streptophyta; Zygnematophyceae; Desmidiales; Closteriaceae.